Messenger RNA from Babesia bovis T2Bo, 1677 nucleotides. RefSeq names its product SmORF protein. The record is from RefSeq and is a predicted model, not a curated record. The coding region runs from base 938 to 1645 and encodes 235 amino acids. The transcript has a single exon. Lineage: Eukaryota; Apicomplexa; Aconoidasida; Piroplasmida; Babesiidae.
AGUCAAUGAUUACAAUCGUAAAGUAUCACCAAUGACGAUACUGGGUAUUUAUAGAGAAUAUGAUAGCAGCAUUUUAUGCUAGGUAAUCAUUUGCUAUAACAUAGUCGCUAUAUUAUCUAUGUUAGUUGUUUCUUGGGUGUUAUUCCAUCCAACAAAUGUGAUUAUUCAUAUGAAGAAAUCGCAUAUAGAUCGGUUUUAUGUAUAUUCCAAUAGAGAACACAUGACUGUGAAUAUUGGCUAAAGUUGGAUAGGAAGAUGAAGGCAGAGCGCUGAAUAAUGCUAGAGUAGAAGCACUUGGUACCAUUCAUACAGUAUCUUCCAAAGAGUUACUAGACAAGCUUAUUCGUUUAUGGGACCUUUGUUUUUAAGGGUGCACACGAUUCAUUGAUUACCAGUAAUGUUAGUCGUAACGCAGAUAGUAGCAUUGUAAGAGUACUGAUACAAAUAUCAUUGGAGGUGAUACAGCAUAAUGCAUUUCUGUAAGGUAUAACUAGUUGUACCAUAGUAGUAUAUUUGUGAACAUCUAUUGGACCAUAUCUAUGCUAGAUAUUGGCCAGGAAAGCGACUAGAGGAAAUCAAUUCUAUACAUACCUCAUAUAAUAAUUGUGGCUGUCCACAUAAUUUGCUGCCAGCAGAAUUAGUGUGGUUUCCUAUGAGCAAUGAGGAUUAGAUUAUCAAUACAUCCAUCGAUACCAUUCAAGAGAAAGUAACAUUAAAUAAAGAAUAGUGUAAUACCAGUGUAGUGCCUAGAGGAUAUUGCCACACGGUAUAUUGUACCAUAGUUAUCCCAAAUACACCACCAUAUCUCUGCGAAGCCAUGUAGCGACAACUAUUGUAGAGAGGUAUAUUCCAAGGUAACGCAUGUACUAUGAAUGGGGGGCAUGACAACAAUUAUGUCUAACAGUUAGCCAUCUCACUCUUUACCGACUCUAUCAAGAUGGUAUCCUUUAACAUGUUAUGGAAACUCUGUGUAAUUGUGGCCUUCGGGCUCUCUGCCACUGUCACUGCUACUGAUGUAGCCAAGGAGCAACCCAAGAAGGAAUCCUUAGACAACAGAUUCCCCCGUAAGAAUGAAGAACCACCCAUGUAUUCUGUUGAAUGGUAUCUGUUACCGGAGCCGGAAAACAGAGCAUGUCUUCUUGAGAAAUUGCCAUUUGAUGUGGCCAAAGACGUUCCAGAAGACUGCGAUGAACCAAUAGAUUCCGCAGUGGAAAAACGUAUUAGGAAGUUUUUUUCAUUAAGAGGCUUGAUAUUCACAAGUAUGAGUUCAUAUCCUGGACUUGAUGAAACCAAUAACGUUGACCAAACCACGCAGGGAUCAUUGGAUAGCAGUUUCACAAACAAGGAAGACGAACCUUCCUCUAAAUCUCAAGAGGUACCGAAACCAGAGAGUAUGGACACUGAAGAAGAGACCGAUACAGCAGGUCCACCUAAAUUUUCUGUUGAGUGGUAUUUGUUACCUAAACCCAUAAACAGAGGAAGUCUCCGUGAUAAGUUGCCAUGGGAAAUGCGAAAUGCUGUGCCAGAGGACUGUAAUGAGCCAAUAUUGCCUGUAGUAGAAAAACGUAUUAGGAAGUUUUUCUCAUUGAGUGAGAAAGAGCAGAUUUUAGAGCAUGCAAGUUCAUAUGGCCACCAAUCUAUAUGACCAAUGAUGGAGUACUUGUUGAAGAUACAAUA